Molecule: messenger RNA, 4405 nt
Organism: Anopheles stephensi (Asian malaria mosquito)
Lineage: Eukaryota; Metazoa; Arthropoda; Insecta; Diptera; Culicidae
Exons: 2
Coding region: 147-4070 (1307 amino acids)
Cellular component (GO): extracellular region
Molecular function (GO): chitin binding
Source: RefSeq, a predicted model, not a curated record
GUUAAGGAGCUCACUUUGAUGAGAGUGCCGGUUGCGCUUAGUGUCGUAGUUCGGUAGCUUCAAAGUGCUUGCAAAGCUGUGAAAAGUACAGUGUGAAUUACGAAGUUCGGCGAACAAGUGUUUGUGACAAGUCCACAUACUGCAGUAUGGUACCGAAGGGUGAAAGUUGGUGGUCGGGUGUGAUGGGUGUGGUGCUGCUGUUGAUGGCUGUUGGCAGCUGCAUCGGAGCACCUGCCGAUGGGUGGUCGGUGCGGGCGGACAAUUCACAGUGCCCGGAACCGCGCUGCAUUACGUUUGAAGAAAUCAACACACUGUGGGCAGUAACGGACCCGGCCUAUUUCCUUCAGUGUCGUCCGGAUGUGUUCGGUGGCUGGUCACUGCAGCUGAUGCCGUGCGCACCGGAAACGCUGUUCAGCUUCAGGCAGCAGGUGUGCGUUCACCCCCAGUACUGGGUGGGCUGUGGCGAAACGACGGAAUCAACACUGCCGACGCUGCCAACAACGACCCCAGCAACGGAAGGACCAGGCUCAACGACGACACCCGACGCAGGCCCAACGACGACACCCGACGCAGGCCCAACGACGACACCCGACGCAGGCCCAACGACGACACCCGACGCAGGCCCAACGACGACACCCGACGCAGGCCCAACGACGACGUCUACUGAGACCACGCCAGGCAUAACCGAGCCGACUAUCGAUCCAAACCCGGGUGAUACAUGUCUGGGACCGCUUUGCAGCAACUACGAGGAAAUCAACACGCUCUGGGUGUACGAUCAAUCGCCCGACUUCUUUUAUCAGUGUCGCCCGAUCGAUGGAAUCUGGGCACCGAUCCUGAUGCCAUGCGCACCGGCCACAAAGUUUAGCUUCCGGGCUCAGGUGUGCGUAAACCAGGAGCAAUAUCUUGGACCGGAAUGCGAAGCUGCUAGUAUCUACGUGAAGGAAAAAAUAUAUAACCCCUUGCGGUCCCCCGUGUGCGUGUGUUUGUGUGUCACACAGGAAAUGGCCUCGAGCGGAGGCAGAUGGAGUAUAGUGUGCACGCUCGGAAUAUUCUUGCUAGUGAUCGGGUGUUGCGUCAGCGAGCAUCAACCAGCCAAUGUAAACCUCUGUCAACCACGCUGCUGGAGCAGUGAACGGGACGCACGUUCACGUUGGCCAGCAAGCGCUAGCAUCAAUCAGUACUGGGAAUGUCUGGUCGACGGUGGUCUGUGGUACGCCCAUCUUCGCACUUGCCCGCUGCACGGCAUGCGGUUCGAGGCGGAUAGUCAGCAGUGUGCCUCGACCAGCAGUAGCGAACCGUUCGUGGAGGGUGUUGCGUGUGGUCGUCGCAAUCCUACCGUGGGGCAACAGUUCGCCGAUGGCAACGAGUUGUGUCCGGAACCGAGCUGCGCGACGCAACCGCUCAUCGAAACGCUGUGGGGCUAUGCGGAUCCAGCCUUUUUCCUACAGUGUCGUCCAGUGCCGGACGGUACCUGGCGACUUGAGCUGAUGCCGUGCGCACCAGGUACCUGGUUCCAUUUCGUGCACCAGACAUGCGUUAUUCCGGAGUUGUGGGAAGCGUGCGAUGGCACUGAGGGUGACGUUCCGGGAACGACACCGGUGAUAACCACACCCGAGGUGACCACACCGGCGAUUACAACGCCCGAAAUCACUACCCCGGAGGUGACCACACCGGCGAUUACAACGCCCGUAGUCACUACCCCGGAGGUGACCACACCGGCGAUUACAACGCCCGAAAUCACUACCCCGGAGGUGACCACACCGGCGAUUACAACGCCCGAAAUCACCACACCAGCGGUGACCACACCCGAACUAACGACACCGGCGAUUACAACGCCCGAAAUCACUACACCGGAGCUAACGACUGUGCAGGUAACUACCGAGCAGGGAACGACUGGCUCAACGCCGGAUCUCGGAACGGAUGACGAUGCAGUCAUACCGACGGAUCCUUGCAGUGGUCCACGGUGUACGACCUACGAGGAAAUCAACACGCUCUGGGUACAUCCUUUGGCUACCAUGUUCUACCAGUGUCGGCCAUUCAUGACUGGCUGGUCACCGCAGGAGAUGCCCUGCGCGCCGGGCACGCUGUUCAGCUUCUUCCAACAGGUGUGCGUACACCCGCAAGAUUGGGUUGAUCCGUGUGGUUUACCCACCACCACCACUACCACCACUACACCUGCCACACCUACGCCAACGGCGGAGCCACCGGUAACGACGACCACCGUUGGUCCGCCGGUAACACCGACACCGGAACCACCGGCAACGACCACGACCGUAGCACCACCCGUAACGGUAACGCCCGAUCCCGGCCAGCCUCCAUCGUUUAUCGAUUGUCUCGUGCCGAACUGUGUGCUGCUGCAGGAUGAGGUGAUCCGGCUGCCGUCGUUCGAUGGGCCGCAAUACUUCUACCGCUGCAUCUUUCUGCUGCAGACGGUGUGGAUCCCCUUCCAGGACAUCUGUCCGGCCGGGCAGUACUUUAACUUCGUGGAGCAGGGCUGUGUCGAUCCGUCCCAGUGGAUCGAUGUGUGCCCAUCAGACCCGAUCUCGACCACACAGCUAACGACGGUAGCGCCGACACCGACCGCCGAACCACCGGGAGACCCACUACCGGUCAUUUGUGGGUCGCCCCGUUGUAUCACACCGGCCGAACGUAGCAUCCUGUGGCCGAGCACGGUUGCCGACAUGUACUACCGGUGCGAGUGGGUCGAGCGACUCUUCCAGUACGUCCCAGUGCCGGUACGGUGUGCGAAUUUCUUCUUCUUCGACUUCAUCGAGCAGAGGUGCGUUAAUCCACUGGACUGGGUGGACAUCUGUCCGAUUUAUCCGACCCUUCCACCACCACCCUGCCCAGACUGUUGUCCCACCUGUCCACCGGUGUCCGAUCCACCGAGCGAUGACAACGUACCGCUGCCCAUUAUUUGUGGCUCACCGCGAUGCGAUACCCACCAGGAGCGUAACUUCCUGUGGCCUGCACUAACCCCGAACGAGUACUACCGGUGCGUAGACAAUGGUGAAGGGUGGAUUCAGGCCACGUUGGAACAGUGCCCUGCCGGGCUACUCUUCCAGACGUUCCAGCAGCAGUGUGUGCCGGCAAACGAGCACGACUCCACCGUAUGUCCGGUGUAUCCACCACCACCGACCACACCACCAACCCAGCAGCCCGAUCCAAACACAUGCCUGGAGAACUUUGAUGCGAUGCCACUCUAUCCGAUCAUCUGCGAUAUCGCACGCUGCAAUACGGCUGCCGAACGGGCAGCAUUAUGGCCGCUGAACGAUCCGAAGCGAUACUUCUCCUGCGAGCUGCAGUCAGCGACCGGCCAGUACGAACCCGUACUGAACGAUUGUCCGGCUGGGCAGAGCUUUGACUUUCUGUCGCAGUGCUGUAUGCUGGCACCACCAAUAGACGUGUGUCCGGUCUAUCCGCCCAUGGUACCACCUACCUCACCGGGCGAGCCUGCCGCCUGUCUUGCGGAUGCGUUCGAUCCGAGCCCACUGAUACCGAUCGAGUGUGAUGUGCCUCGGUGCUUGACCGACCUUGCCCGUCGUACCCUGUGGCCAUCGGCCACCCCGAACCAGUACUACCAAUGCAUCGAACAGGUGCCCGGCCUGUACGAACCGAUCAUGCAGACGUGCGAAGCACCGGCCACCUUCAAUUUCUUCCUACAGUGCUGCACGGACGAGCAGCAACCGGUGGACGUGUGCGGACUGCUGCUGGAAGCACUGCCCGACCCGAGCACCCUGCCAUUGCCGAUCGUGUGCGAUCAGCCCCGGUGCGGUACGGAGCAGGAGCGUAGCUUUAUCUGGCCCGCUACCGACCGGAAGCUGCUGUACCUGUGCGAACCGGACGCACCGGUUGCCGGCAGCACCGCGAUCACCUUCUCCGCCCGCAUGUACACCUGCGCCGACGGUAAGGCAUUCCACGCGUGGCGUCAGGACUGUGUGCCCGAGAGCGAGUGUCGGCUGAAUGUGUGUCCGUUCUUCAACGGUACCGGUACUGGUACCACGACAUCUACGACGACCCCCACACCAGGGAUGGUUGGACCCAUCCUAACACCGCCCAACUUUGGCUAAUGUAAUCGACUCAUUGUGGGUGUACGUAGCUCAGCUCAGCAGCUCUGUAGCAUAGUAGUUCGCUUUUCGCAACCCAGUUACCACUAGCACCGUAUUAAUCGCCUCCACCAUCACCACGUGUCACCAUCUGUGCAGCACCUGUGUGACACCGGUUUGUCAGCCAAGGUGUCAAACAGAAGAGAAGAAAAAAAACGACCAAUCACUGUAUCACCCAGGCAAGCAAAGUUUUAAGACCAUAAACAAAAACGGAACAGCGUGUCAUAUCAUCAAUCGUACAGAUAACGAUCGAACAAACGAAAAUAAAACGACAACGAAAAAAACAAUGUGACAUCGAA